CUGGGAGUUGGUUCCAUUAUCUUGCACACACUACUAGCUGGCUAGCUAUCGAGCACAGUCAUGUCCAAGCUGCCAAGUAGUGCUGCAUACCUUGUCUCCACCUUGACAAACGGCUCUCUUUCCCGUGAAACAUUUCGCAAAUUCUUCGAGUGCUGGCUUGCAGAGCAAAACAAUUAUCUCGAACAACUCAUCUCAACCUGUAAAGAUUAUGAUCACAACAAAAAAAACUCCCCCCAAUCAUCUCAGGCAACCCUCCAGCCUCUUAUCAACCGGGUUCUUGAGCAUUAUGAGCAUUAUUAUAGAGCCAAGUCAAGAUGGGCCAAAGAUGAUGUGUUAUCCAUGCUCUCACCUUCAUGGACUAGUACUCUCGAGCAUGCUUUUCUUUGGAUUGGUGGGUGGCGGCCCUCUGUGGCUUUUCACUUGCUCUACUCAAAGUCAGGUCAUCAGCUUGAGGCUCAACUCCAUGAGUUGAUUUGUGGGUUGGGGACAGGUGACUUGGGUGACCUUUCAGCUAGUCAACUCACCCGAGUUGAUCAGUUACAGAGGAAGACUAUCAGGGAAGAGAACGAGCUGACUGAGAAGCUUGCAAAGCAUCAAGAAACUGUAGCAGACUCGUCUAUGGUGGAGUUAGCACAUGAGGUGACUGAGUUGUUGAGGAGUGAGAACACGGGUGAUGAAGUGGAGGAAGAGCGAGUUGAGUCAACUCUGGCACCUAAAAAGGAUGGAUUGCAGGAAAUCUUGCAGAUGGCUGAUGAUCUACGGGUGAGAACUAUUAAAGGUGUUGUCGAGAUAUUGACUCCAAUCCAAGCCGUUCAUUUCUUGAUUGCUGCUGCUGAGUUGCACUUGCGCCUUCAUGACUGGGGUAAGAAGGGUGAUUGGGCACGCCGCGUCCACCACUGAUAUGCGAUUUAUUAGUGGAUAAUCAUCCAUGAAUUACACCCAUAUUUGCUUUUCUGUUGACAUAAUUAAGAAAUGGGGAGACUGAUUUCGGUUUUAGAGGCAGGAUAAGCAAGAAACGCAGUAAUGUUUAAUUAUAUUUUCAGAUUGAAUCUAUCCAUGCUUGCUAUGUAUUAUCCAUUAGGUGCUUUUAAGUCCUCAAGCACUGGCAUUUUAGUUUAAUAUAUGAUGUUGCGAGUUAAUUUCUCCAA
Molecule: messenger RNA, 1148 nt
Organism: Populus nigra (black poplar)
Lineage: Eukaryota; Viridiplantae; Streptophyta; Magnoliopsida; Malpighiales; Salicaceae
Product: protein DOG1-like 4
Exons: 2
Coding region: 61-900 (279 amino acids)
Biological process (GO): DNA-templated transcription
Molecular function (GO): sequence-specific DNA binding
Source: RefSeq, a predicted model, not a curated record